This is a messenger RNA of Amoebophrya sp. A25, 3226 nucleotides long. Lineage: Eukaryota; Dinophyceae; Syndiniales; Amoebophryaceae. The record is from the annotation of a GenBank genome assembly.
AUUUCUCGCCUCGAUUCAGGCUUUUUUAUCUUUCGGUAUGACAUUGACGUAGAAGUUCUUGUUUUUUUCUGUAUCGAAAACACAUUAACGUUUACUACCUACAUAUAAGAGAAUUUGUCCCCCUUUCUUUGAACAUUUCAGUAAGUAGUUGGAAAAAAUGUCACCAGCCAGGAAGCUGAUUCAGCGUUUCUCAGCUUGUCGUGCUUGCUAUAAUACGCAUCGUGUACCUGCUGGAGUGCCGUAGUGCGACGGGCGUCGUUGGACAAUUCGACACCAAACAAACCAAGACAGAGGUGUGGAUUCGUGUUUCUGUGUUCCACAUCCUCACAUCCGCCUUCCAAAGGUCAGCCACUUUUACUUAACCAAGCGCCGUCUGGGCAUUUCAGUCCUAAGUACUUACGUCUUCUCGCACCAGAAGGAAAAAAUGAGGCAAGGUGGUGGGACAACUUCCUCUUCGCGCGGGCGCGCGCGGCGUGAGGAAAAGAGUGGGGCGUCGGGGGAGCCAGCAGAAAGUAGUGAGACGGAAUAUAGUGAGUGGGACCGAAGGUCAGGGCAGGAAUCUGGUGCAGGCGGCGACCCAGGAGGGAAUCGAGAUGGAACCGAAAUGAGACAAAGAAUACACAAAACGACGAAGCAGAGGAAUCAGGAAUCCCAACUACCUGUAGUGCUUGAGGCAAACGCGGCUUGGGAUCAGAAGAAAGUGCGGUCAAUACGGGAACGCUUUUUCUACGGCAACAUCAUGAUCGGAACCUUCUGCUUUAUCAUCGCCAUGGGACACCUAUACUUAUCCUGUCUGGUCAUUGCGAUUACGGUUGGCAUCUUUCACGAGAUUAUCACACUGAAGAGGAAUAAGGAGAAAGAUAAUAAGGUAGUUGGAUACGUACUUGAACAGGACUGAUGGUAGCGUAGAAUAACAAGGUAGUUGGAUACGUACUUGCAAUGAUGUCGUCAACUAGAAGGAUUUUCGGUGCAAUUCAAGUCCUGGUGGCGUGAAUAGGACUGAUGGUAACGCGUGGGUAUAAUUGUUCCACGAACUUCUUAUAGUCUUUCCAUCGAGACCUAGACAAAUAAGAUGUCAAAACCUACUCACCACAUAUUCCCAACAGAUCCCAUGGUUCCUUACGUUACGAUGGUACUUCUUCGGCCUCGGCGAGUUUUACGCGAUAAAGAGGUUUCUGCCAGCUUCUACGGAGUUAGAAAAUAGGAUACUCGAAUACGGAGGCAGAAUACCUUAUCUGCUCUUUGUGAAGUACUACAAAAAUUGCUUUAGAGACAGAACCACAGGGUUUUCUGUUGUGUUCUGCUGUUAUGAGUCGAUUACGAUUUCUUGUUCGUUGUCGUGAAAGUGUUGGAGCAUGACGAAUCUUUUCUCGUGCCAGCGGAGCCAUUGUGCCUCUUUUUUGAAUUUCACAUCUACAACCACCCUCCCUCCACAACAGGUAUUUCACUUUCACGAUCUAUGUGGGGUUUAUUGGCGGAAUAAUUUUCUUCGUGCUGUCCUUGCGGAAGUUCACGCUCCGAUAUCAGUUCAAUCAGUUAGGGUGGACGCUGCUGACUGUCUUGCUCAUCGUAAUGCAAAGCUGUGCGCACGUGAGCAACAUAUACGCAGGCUUAGUGUGGUUCUUGGCCUCAACCACAUUGGUUAUCACCAACGACAUCUUCGCAUACAUUAAGAAUGAAGAUUUAGUCUCAAAUUAGUCCAGUGGCAGCCUGAAACCCUACGGUCGUCACGAAAGGCGAUAUCAGGGCAACAAACAUGACAUGCCUUUGAUAGUUUGUGGAAGGACGAGGUAGAAAUAGAUGCUUUCUUGUGUAUCCUAGUAGGGGUGAACUAAUGAUGUCAACUAAUGAUUAGCAGUGAUCAAUGUAAUAAAGUCUUUUUUAUUUUUCCCCUAUGAAUGAUCCCUAGCAUCCCCUAUGAUGAUGAUCCCUCUCCUACAACUUGCCCUCUUUCAUACCUCUCGUCGGCAUGCGAUUUGGACGAACGCCUUUGAUAGCGCUUUCUCCGAAGAAGACCGUCGAAGGAUUCUUUGGAGGAUUCAUCUUUACCUGCAUAUGGGCAGUAUUUGCAGUGAAUAUUCUCUCGAGGAUGGACUUUUUCCUGUGUCCACAACCGGACUUGGUGACUUUGCCGUUUUCGGGAUUGCACAGACUGGAGUGCGACGAGGUAUUUCUAGAUUUGGACCGUCGGAUUUUUUUGUGGUGUAGUUAUAACACGACGGAAAUAUGAAUCCUAUGAAAUUUAGGAGAAAGGAAGAUGAACGUCAAAUUACACUUAAAACAUGGCAAUAAAUGUUUUCGUACCGCUUCAUGUCAGCUUCUACUCACCACAGGAGUGGAAAGCCGCGUUCUUUAAAACGGUCCGCAUCCCGUUUAGCGAGUUGGAAGUCACUAUGAUUUCGAUACACGCUAUGGUCAUGGCGCUUUUCGCAUCUCUAGUGGCACCAUUUGGCGGGUUCUUUGCGUCAGGUAUCAUUUCACGUAUAAUGCUUUGGCGAAGAUGAACAUGAUCUGUUUACUCUUGAUCUUCUGCAUCUCCCGAAGAGGAGGCGGAUUCGGUACGAGCAGCACUACGAUUAUUAAAGCUCAGCAUUCAAUGGUCACUGAUGCUGAACAGAGGAGACCCCCUUCAAAGCUCUCCCCUUUCCCUUCCUUUUCCCCUGUUCUCUAAAGGGGUCGCUUCUUCGAUCUCAGUGACCAACCCCAAUGCUUUGGCGAAGAUGAGCAUGAUCUGUUUACUCACAUUCAAAGAAAACAUUGUCUUUGAAAGCGUGCUUUUAGGAUACAUCAGCUUUCCACCACAGGUUUCAAGCGUGCUUUUAGGAUAAAGGACUUUGGAGAUUUGAUUCCUGGCCAUGGUGGGCUCACCGAUAGGAUGGACUGCCUCAUCGUGAUGGGACUUUUCUGCCAUGUGUAUUUGAACACGUUUGUCUCUUCCAACUCCGCCGUCAGCCUGGAGAUGACCAAGCGCCUAGCAGAGAGCUUAACGCCAGAAGACAGGCAGAAACUGAUGAGCCAUUUGCUGGCAUUGGGGAGGGGUAGAUAGUUACGCUUGGGAGCGGCGUUUUAGUUACCCAUGUUACCUUGGAAAAAUACGCUUGCGAGCCUGUUUCCAGCCCACAAAUAGGCUUGUAGCCUUUCCCUAACCCUAAGCCCACCAAAAAAACCUCGCAUUGGGCUUUUCUAGCCGCUACACGGCGAUUACCUCCAGGAGGUACACGGCGAU